This is a messenger RNA of Vanessa atalanta (red admiral), 2556 nucleotides long. RefSeq names its product arylphorin subunit alpha-like. The record is from RefSeq and is a predicted model, not a curated record. The transcript is spliced from 5 exons. Lineage: Eukaryota; Metazoa; Arthropoda; Insecta; Lepidoptera; Nymphalidae. The coding region runs from base 1 to 2556 and encodes 851 amino acids.
AUGAAGAAAUUAACAUUAUUGCUGACUUCGGUCCUGUUUCUACAGGCUGAAGGAUACGUUAUCCAGGUGCCUACAGAAACGACAAAUACAAUAACUACUUCAGUGGGAUGGGUUCAUAUUCAAAAGCUAUUACUACCAUUAUUCGAAAAUGUUUGCGAGGAAAGUACCGAUCCUAUCGUUGUGCGGCUAAAUGAAGAAUUUAAAUUAGAUCCUUCACAUGGAUUUUAUUCGAAACCAGAUGUUAUUGAUAAUUUGCAAAGCCUAAAAUCGAACAAAGGAAUGUUAGCAAAAGGGGAAAUAUUUACUGAGUAUGACGCAGAUCAUUUGAAUGAACUCAAAAUUGUUUAUGAUGUAUUAUACUACGCAAAAGACUUUGAUACUUUUUACAAAGCUGCAUGCUGGGCUCGUCAAAAUGUUAAUUGUGGUUUAUUUGUCGACGCGAUAUACUUGGCGAUAUUAAACAGACGUGACACAGAAAAAAUUUCAAUGCCAGCUCCGUAUGAACUAUUGCCCAAUUAUUUUAUUAGAAAAGAUUUUAUUAUUAAAGCAUCGUCAUUAAUCAGAGGAGAAACGUUUACUUUACCUGAAUGGGUUCGCAAUGAAGGUAACGCAUAUAUAUUGGACGUUAAUUACACAACUAAUUACUAUGACGGAAGUGACGAUAAAUUAGCCUAUUUCCAUGAAGACAUAGGAUUAAAUUCCUACUAUUAUUUAAAUAGAUUGAAAAUAUUACCAUGGAUUACUGAUUUGCGGAAUUUACAAAAGAAUAAUUGCGGAGAACAUAUUUAUCAUUCGAUGAAACAAAUGAUGGCUAGGUAUAAUUUAGAAAGAUAUUCGAACGGCUUAUUUGAAUUAGAAGGAAUUGACUGGGAUUACAUAAACGAGUACUCAUAUGAUCCGAUGCUCAUAUAUUCCAAUGGUAAUGAAUUUAGUCAAAGAAGAAGAGGCAAUGAUGAUAACGAAAUUCUAAUGAUGCUAAAAAAUAUUGAAAACGGUCUCCCAGCAGUCGUUGUUCACAUGUAUAAAUAUUUCCAGAGGGACGGUGGAUAUAAUAAAUCUGAAAUUAUUAACCAUUUAAUGGAGAUCCUUGUAACUGGUGAAAAGAGCUACGAAAACUUAGCUCUACAAUACCUCGGCGUUGACAAAUUAGUUUCAAGAGUACCUUCUGCGUUAGAACAUUACAUGACUACUAUUAGAGAUCCUAUAUAUUGGAAAUUGAACAAAAAGAUAGUUGAUAUAGUUGACAAGGCACUUCAAGUUUUGCCCAGUUAUACUAGAAGUCAGCUCUAUUUCCCCGGAGUCGUAGUACAAAAUGUAGAAGUAAAGAAAAUUAUGUCAUCAUUUGACAAUUUCGAAUUUGACGUAACUAGUGCGUUAAAAAGCGAAGGUGAAGAUGUUAAAUUCCAGGUUAAGAUCAAUCAACCUAGAUUAAAUCACAAACCUUUUACCUUCAAAAUCACUGUAUCAUCCCAAGUAGCACAGAAAGCUUUAAUAAAGUUAUAUUUAGGACCCAAAGUAAUGCCUGGUGAGCUCGUCGAGAAAAAGAAUAUGUUCAUGCUAUUGGAUUGUUUUGAAUUUAACCUCAAGAUUGGAAGUAAUGCGGUAACGAGAACUUCAAAUGAUAUGAUGAUCAUGUCCGAUGACUUUACUUCCCUAGAAACAUUGCACAAAAGAGUUUUAGAUGCUGAAUUUGGACUAGAUACUUUACGUUCAAAGUCUGCAUGGUCACAAAUAGGCUUUCCCUCUCGCUUAAUCCUUCCAAAGGGCACACCGGAAGGUUUACCUAUGCAUUUGUUUGUGUUUGUAGCACCAUACGUGAAAGCAACUUUAGGUGGAACUAGAAAUACUUUAGAUUUAAAUUCGGACGCAAUUCUAUCGCCCGGUUAUCCUCUGGAUUUAAGUGUUGAAAUCCAGCAACUAUUUAACCUGCCAAAUGCUUUGGUUAAAGACAUAGUCAUAACACAUAAAACUGAAGGUACUUAUAAUAAAGCAAGUAACGCUUACAAUUCCGCUAAUAACGAUAACAUAUGGCAGUCUAGCGAUGUAGAAUUUGUUCGUCCAAAUGGACCACUAGCUUUGUCAGCGCGACCUGCAUUUACUAAAAAAACAUUUGAUUAUAAAUCAAAAAAGAAUCAGUAUGGUAAAAAAAAUGAUUAUGUUUUGAAGAAAGAUGAAAUUAUUGAAGAUACCAAAACGAAAGAUUUUACUACCGAAGAUGAAGCAUCAACAAAAUUCAGUGAUGAAAAAAGCCCUGAUAACAUAGAAGUUAUUAACAAUAUUUACAUCACUCCAGAAUUGGGGCACGAUAAAUCAACUGCAGAUAUUGUAGAUAAAAAUAACAUGUAUUAUAAAAUCUCAACGGAUGAUAUUUAUGAUUCGAGUGAUGUUUAUUUCACUCCAUCUGAACUGAAAGAUACAAGCAAUUUUAAUGAAUUUAUUCAAACUGAUUAUAAUGUAAAACCGCAUGCAUUACUUAAAAUGCCGAAAAAACGAUUUUCGAAUAUAUUUAAUAUUAUAUUUAAACCUAUAAAACCCGACGAGGAAGUAUACGAAUAG